GAUCAUGAGGGAGAUAUGACGUGUGGAAAGAGAAACUUAACUAAAUGGAAACUAGUCCAUUGUAACAAUGCUAUAAAUAGUCCUGUGACUGAAACUCUUCACUUGGAAAGACAGCACAUCCCAGACGGAGAACAUCAUGGGUGUCUCAGGUUUAACCAAAUUAUUAAAUCAUCAUGGAAACAUUUUAGAAGAUUUUAAAUUCAGUGAAAGCAAGCUGGUCGUAGAUGGUAGUAAUCUGUUCCACUCUCUUUAUUUUAAAUCACGUUUGGAUCAGAAGCAUGGAGGGGAUUAUGAUGAUUUUGAGGACCAGGUCUGCAAGUUCUUUAAGGCUCUGAGAGAUUGUGGCAUUAAACCUUAUGUGAUUAUAGAUGGAGGCUCCGACCACACCGACAAAAAGUUUAAAACUCUCAAAAAUCGAGCUGAAUCAAAGAUCAAGAAUGCCAAAGCCUUGACUGAAUCAAAUAAUCUGGAAAGAGAUGUACUACCAGCCCUUGUCAAAUAUGUCUUCAAACAGGUCCUCUCCAGCCUAAAUGUGCCAUUCACACAGUGCAUCUGUGAGGCAGACCAAGGAAUAGCCCUCCUGGCUCGAAAUUGGAAAUGUCCAGUGCUGUCUGAUGACAGCGACUUUUAUAUCUUUGACAUCGUGGAAGGAUGUCUGCCCAUCUCUCAUUUUCAGUGGCAGGAGACGUCUGUGAGUCAACGAUAUAUCAAGUGCAAGCGCUACACCACAACAAGAUUCUCCCAACACUUUAACAUCAACAAACAGCUCCUCCCAGUCUUCGCUGUUAUGGUAGGAAAUGACAAUGUCUAUUUUGGCAUCACGUGGGAGGACAAUGAAGACAAGCCGCGUGUGGGAAGCAAAGUAAGACAAGCCAAGAGAGAUUUCCUACCUUGGAACGCAUCCUGAAAUGGCUGGCCAGCGUCCAGGAGAAAAAGAAGGCCUUGGAGUUAAUGCCCAGUCUUAUUGGAGACAAGAAUGCUGACGUCGUCUCUAGGGGCAUGAUAGACUAUGAUAUUCCAGAGACUCUACCCAGUUACCUGGAGGGGUUCUUCAGCAAUGACGUGGCGCCUGGCCUCGACUGUCUCCCAACGCCUCUGAGGGUCCUGCCAGAUUGGACCCUGCUGCUGUUGAUGAAGGGUAAGCUUCCCUCCCGCAUUGUGAACGUGCUGCUGCAUAAGAGGGUGAUGCAGAGUGCUCAAGUGGAAAAUCACGCCUUGGUCAGUGGGAACACCACCUCUCAGUUCAUACGGCAGGUACUCUAUGGGCUGCUGCUGCUUGGGAGCUCCCCAGUGAAGGAGCAUGACAGGAAAGGCAAGAACCUCAGAACCGAUGGGAGGAAGGCGGACCCGAGCAGUCAAAAGGUCUCAGAGGUGAAAGAGUAUGACAGGGAAGGCACGGAGCUGACAUACAGAAUGGUUAAAGCCAUCCUGCCCAGUGCUGCACAACACCUGCAGCUAGACACGCUGGAUAAGGCUCCACAUUCAGUGCGGCUUGAGGUGUUUUUGGAAACCCUUCGUGUGUCCCAGUCCACUUUGAAUGGUAUCCCACCUCAUCUGGAACUUCCUGUGGCUGUUACCUACUACUGGCUGAGGCACGCCCAUCCCCAACCAGACCGUCCUCUCCUGCAGGCCCUGCUACUAGGACUGGUCUAUGGAGAGUUCUGCAGAGAGAGGAAGUGCCAGGGAGUGGAGGCCGAGGGACCCGUGUUGGAGAGGCUGAGAGAGCUGACUCAGAAUCCUGUAGGAGCUGAUUUAAACCUGGGUGUGGCCCACGCCUAUAGCCAAUGGCAGUGCUGCCUGAGGGAGGGCCUUAACCUGAACCAACUGCUGUGCUUCCCUCUAACUGAGCCUCAGUGUGCCUGGCUGUACAGGGGCACUCUGGUGCACCAGCUU
Salmo salar (Atlantic salmon) is the source of this 1893-nucleotide messenger RNA. NCBI's taxonomy places the organism in Eukaryota, Metazoa, Chordata, Actinopteri, Salmoniformes, Salmonidae. The record is from RefSeq and is a predicted model, not a curated record.